CUCCUGAUUUGAUCCACAACCUAGCUCACCGAAUUGUAGUGCAGUUUGUUGAACUUGGGAUGACCUGUAUUGCAGUUUUUUAUGACCUCAAACUUGAAAGUGUAAUUAUGACUAUUGCCUUAACUAUUGUGCCGAGCCGAGUGCUCGAAUCAGAAAUUUUAAUAAAAAACUUUACAAUUCUACUCUGAUUAUAUAUAUGCGCACUAUGUGUUAAACAACUUAACCUCCAAAAUAAUGAACAAGUAAAUAAAAUGAGUGGAUUUUUUAAAUUUUAUAAACAACUCUUGGUUAAAUACCCAUUGGGAUUGCAAGCUCUGCAAGCUGGAGCUUUGAUGGCUGUUGGAGAUCAAAUGGCCCAGAAUUUAGUUGAGAAUCGGAGUUUCAAUGACCUAGACUUUAUGCGGACGGCUAAAUUUUAUGCAAUUGGAUUUUUUAUUGGUGGUCCAUCAACAAGAACGUGGUACGGAGUGCUUGAUAAAUAUAUUGGCUCCAAAGGAACAGUAGUUGCUUUAAAAAAAGUUGCUUUUGAUCAAUUACUGUUUGCUCCGACAUUUAUCGUCGUUUUGCUAAGCUCAAUCGGAUUGAUGCAAGGCAAUGAUAUCAAUGGAAUAAAAACUAAGCUGUCUAAUGAGUAUAAAGAUAUUCUUAUAAACAAUUAUAAGUUAUGGCCAAUGGUCCAGUUGGUAAAUUUUACAUUUGUACCAUUACAUUAUCAAGUACUGUUCGUUCAAUCAGUAGCUGUCUUCUGGAAUACUUACGUGUCUUUUAGAACCAACAGAGGCGCAUUGCAUAAAAAAAAUAAUACAACACAAUAAUGUACUUGGUGAGAUUUUAAAAUGUGUGUAUAAGUAUUACUUUUUAUAUCAAUAUUUAAAAAGUUAUUUUUGAGAUAAUUAUUUAGGGAUUCCGUGCGUUUUCAUUCCCUGAUAAAACAUCCCCGACAAAAUAUCCUACAGACAAAAUAUUCCAAAAAUAAAUAUCCCCGGACAGAAUAUCUUAAAUAAUUAAAUUU
Molecule: messenger RNA, 1012 nt
Organism: Cotesia glomerata
Lineage: Eukaryota; Metazoa; Arthropoda; Insecta; Hymenoptera; Braconidae
Gene: Mpv17
Product: protein Mpv17
Exons: 5
Coding region: 252-815 (187 amino acids)
Cellular component (GO): cytoplasm; membrane
Source: RefSeq, a predicted model, not a curated record